AGAAUUAAGCAAGAUGCCUUCAAGAACUGCCCAGAUUCGCUUUGUAAGUUCACAUCCUGAAGUUUAUGAACCAUGUGAUGAUUCAUUUGCCUUGGUUGAUGCACUGCUAGCUGAUCGAACCAACUUGUUAGAACACCGUCCUACACUAUGCAUGGAAAUUGGUUGUGGUAGUGGGUACAUUAUCACUUCCCUAGCUCUUAUACUUGGACAGGAGGCUAAUGGGGCCUACUAUAUGGCCACAGACAUCAACCCUCAUGCAGUGAAAGUGACUCGUGAGACUCUGGACGCGCAUGGGGUUGAUGCAGAGUUGAUAACUACUGACAUUGCCUCUGGACUAGCGAGGCGAUUGGCAGGAUUGGUGGAUGUGAUCGUCGUGAACCCACCUUAUGUGCCAACACCUGAAGAGGAAGUGGGUCGUGGUGGGAUUGCCUCUGCUUGGGCUGGAGGGGAGAAUGGCCGGAGUGUUAUUGAUAAGAUAUUGCCUAUUGCUGACAUUCUUUUGUCAGACAAGGGAUGGUUGUAUAUGGUUACGCUUACAGCAAAUAGUCCCUCAGACAUUUGCCGUCAAAUGAGACAGAAGGGUUAUGCUUCUCGAAUUGUUUUGCAGAGAUCAACAGAAGAAGAGAGUCUCCACAUUGUUAAAUUUUGGCGCGAUUUUGAUACUCAGGGGGCAGCAAGUGACAUUUAUAGUGUUAAGAAAACAGGUCAUGCUAAUCUCGUGGAAUCUCUGCUUUCACAGUGUUCUCAGUUAUCGUUCUGGAGACAUAAUAAUGGCAAUAGUAGCUGACGUAUUAAAAGGUAAGAGAAAAAUCUAUUCACCCAGAUAUUAUUGUGUUCUGUUUUAAUUUGAUUUCUAUAUUGCCUUUCCUUGGUUGGUUGGUUGUUUUCCACCAAAUAGUGGAAACCUCAAAUAGGAAUUUUCAGGGAGUUCGUAAAUUCCCUAGGUAUUCAAUUCAAUCCUUUUCCCUCACGCCAGCUUGCUCUCUUCCAUUGCUGAAAAAAAUCUUUCAAUCUUUCUACUUUUCUUGGAU
Messenger RNA from Ilex paraguariensis (yerba mate), 1031 nucleotides. The record is from the annotation of a GenBank genome assembly. Lineage: Eukaryota; Viridiplantae; Streptophyta; Magnoliopsida; Aquifoliales; Aquifoliaceae.